Microthlaspi erraticum is the source of this 594-nucleotide messenger RNA. The record is from the annotation of a GenBank genome assembly. Lineage: Eukaryota; Viridiplantae; Streptophyta; Magnoliopsida; Brassicales; Brassicaceae.
AUGGCUCCUCCACAGAAGCUCUUCUUCGCCGCCAUUGUCGUUGCCGUCAUUGUAUCCGCCAUCACCGGACGUGAAGAUAUCGUACAUUCCUCUUGCGAGCACGCGAGCUACCCAUCGCUAUGCGUCCGUACGCUCUCAACUUACUCUGGUCCAACCAUCACCAACCGUCGUGAUAUAGCUCAAGCCGCCGUCAGAAUAAGCCUCUCCCACGCUCAAAGCGCAGCCAAGAAACUCGCGGCGGUGCGAGAAACUGUAGGGAAGAAACGCGAGAAAGCGGCGGUUGUGGACUGCGUUGAGAUGAUUGCGGAUUCGGUGGACGAGCUGAGCCGUACGCUCGGCGUUUUGAAGCAUCUUCGCGUUACGGGCGGUUCCGGUAAAGAGUUCCGGUGGCAGAUGAGCAACGCUCAGACGUGGGCAAGCGCGGCGUUGACGGACGACGACACGUGUCUCGACGGGUUUCAAGGGAUCGACGGUGAUGUCAAGACGGAGGUGAAACAGUGGAUGACGAAAGUUGCGAGGGUAACGAGCAACGCGCUCUACAUGAUCAACCAACUUGAUGAGACACGUGGCAAGCCCCACGUCGUACUUUCUUGA